This is a messenger RNA of Onychostoma macrolepis, 4486 nucleotides long. It is a transcript of the gene cpped1, whose product is annotated as calcineurin-like phosphoesterase domain containing 1. Lineage: Eukaryota; Metazoa; Chordata; Actinopteri; Cypriniformes; Cyprinidae. The record is from RefSeq and is a predicted model, not a curated record. Gene Ontology annotation, molecular function: hydrolase activity.
AAAGCAGUGUCAUUGUCUUUCAUUUUGUAAAUCGUAAAAUAUAUCCAUAUUGAGCAUUAGAGCGACGACUUUUGAUUCAGUCAGCCUGCCGUUGUCCACUUUGAACAUUCCCAGACAUUGCUAAUACAUCACCAAACGCAUCGAUUCACAAACACACUCAUUAAGUAACCAAUGACUUUGUCAGAUUUCACAACGAACGUCCAAAACACGAAAAGGAAACGUACGAAAUAUAGGUUGAACGAUUUAGUAUCUUAUACUAGGUAACGUUAGUGUACGCGUUUCAAUGGCAGUGGACGAAAGUGUCUUUCUGAGAGCAAAGGAUCGGAGUUAUAAGGGGCUGACAGAAGAUGAACAGAAGGAGUGGAACGGGCCCUUUUACUUCAUCCAGGCUGCAGACCCCCAGCUUGGCCUGAUGAAGGCGUGGAGGAUUGGUGACUGUGAUUCAGGAGGGGAUGAGUGGACUGAGGAGGUCCAGCUAACAAGACAAGCAGUCCAGGCAAUCAACAAACUACAGCUUAGACCUCGCUUCCUGGUCCUGUGUGGAGACCUAGUCCAUGCUAUGCCUGGAUGUCCGUUCAGAGAAGAACAGGUUAAGGACCUCAAAGAAGCACUGAGAGGCACUGACCCCGACAUUCCUCUUGUGUUCGUCAGCGGCAACCACGAUCUUGGCAACACACCCACUCCGGAGAGCGUGGAGCAGUUCUGCCGUGACUGGGGCGAUGAUUACUUCAGUUUUUGGGUGGGUGGGGUAUUGUGUUUGGUGUUGAACUCUCAGUUCUUCUUCGACUCAUCAGGCUGCCCUGAGUUAAUGGAGGCCCAUGAGGUCUGGCUGGAGAGCCAGCUGCAGAGAGCCAUCCAGACCUCUCGCCACGUGCUUGUCUUCCAGCACAUUCCGCUCUUCCUCCGUACACCCGAUGAAGAGGAUGACUACUUCAACCUGCAGAGGGGAAUCAGAGAGCGCUUGAUCCAGAGAUUCAAACAAGCAGGGGUGAAAGCUGUGUUCUCCGGUCACUACCAUAGAAAUGCAGGGGGCUGCUAUGAUGGGCUGGACAUGGUGGUGAGCUCCGCUGUUGGUUGUCAGUUGGGAGAUGACACUCAUGGUGUGCGAGUGGUGGUAGUUACUGAAAAUGACAUCAUCCAUCGCUACCAUAGUCUGGACCGAUUAACCGAAAGAGGAAUGGACGAAGACCUGAAGAAAUUGUUGGUUUGAAUCCACCUGCAGAUCACUAAUCAUGUGGUUGUAUCUUCAUCUUCAGCAUUCAUUAUAGAACCUGAGCCACUGUUUGUACAUUUAGAGCUUUCGGGUGUGUUUUUUUUUUUUUUAUAGGAACAAAAAGAGCAUUACAUUUGGAAUAUAUUAGCAAGCAUUAAAAAUGUGAACCAGUGGCUCUUUUGAUCUUUGAUACUCACUCCAUACUUUAAUCAUGCAAAUGCGUCUGAGAAUUCCUUAAACACUGAAGUUAAAUCACCUCAUCAUACUAAUGGAGUGAGGAGAUGCUAGGGUACAAUGGUAGUUUAAUAGUGCUGAACAUUUUGGAUGACAGUUUGAUGAGUUCACUCCUUGCUCCUCUCUGCUCAUUACUCUGAGAGGAGGAAAGAGGCAAUCUCCAUGGUAACUAUUGAAAGACGUGGCUGCGGUGACCGGGACAUCGAGUCACUUGUUCUGUGGGUGGAUCACCAAAAACAUAAUUGCUGACCUCACCUCACACUUAUAAGCUCCAGAAAACAGCCGGGUGUGACUGAAUGAAUUUGGCGGCGUGUAUGCAGCAAGAAAGACAUCUUAAAAUGACCAAGAUCUUUUCUGAAUCUGUGACCUCGUAGCUUCCUCACUGGUGUCAUACAUGCUAUGAUUAAACUAGAUAUUUUCCAGUUUUCUCUGAAUAUUUCCAUGUAAUAUUUAUGUGUAAUAUCUAAUGCUAUCAUUCAGAGGGGUUCAGAAGUUUUCUUUAUAAAUUAUGUAAUCGGCAUUCGGCUUGAGUGAAAAGUUUAAGUGAAAAAUGAACAUGAUUGUCAGAAUGUUCCAGUAUUUGAUUUGUGCCCCUUUUGCUUUAAUGGCGGUGGCACACGAGCUGCAUGAACAUCUGAAUGACUUAACGUCCUGCACAAUAGAGUUCACAUGAUCAAUGUUGCAAAUGUACAGUAACACUUAACAGUAAGGUCCCAUUUGUUAACUAACAUGAACUAGCAGUGACCAAUACAAUUUUAUAACGUUUAUUAAUUGCUGAAAAUAAUUUGUUCAUUGUGCAUGUUAGUUCAGCUUUUGAUUAAAAAAAUAUUAGUAAAUGUUGAACAUUAACCAAAUGCUGUAGUAGUAUUGGCUCAUUGUUAUUUCUUAACUAAUGUGGUUAAUAAUGUUAACAAAUGAAACCUUAUUGUACUGGAGAUUGUUACCAAAUUUACUUCUUUGAUUAAUGACUUGGGAAUACAGUAAGUGCAGAAUCUGAUACAUUCUUAUACUUUUUAUAUUAUGUUUCUUUAUUGUAUUUUUUCAGAAUCUUAUAACUGUGAUCAUUUCAAGGUUUAAUAGAAUAAAAAAUUAGAUUUUGAAUUCUAUACAGUACAUGGUCAUAUUUUGUAUUAUACUUCAAAUGACAGCAAAAUUAAUUUAAAAAAUGUAGCCUAAUGCUUUGUCUCUAUUUUCAUAAAUUAGCUUUUCAUUUGAAGAUCUUUAGGUUAUAAAUUCAGGGCUCCAGACUGCAAAUAAAAUUAAUUUGCAGGAAUCAUUUAAAAUACAGUCGCCAUUGGCAAGAGUUGGAAAAACUUUGUUUGUGUGUUUUAAUCUGACAGUCAAAAAGAUUCACAAUCAGCAGUUUGAAUCAGACUCGUUAGCUACGUUUACAUGCAACCAAAUAAACCGUUUGUAAUCGGAUUGACGGCUCAAUCGGACUGAAAAUGCUUCAUGUAAACACCUUAAUCGAUCCGAUUGAGCUCGAUCGGAAUGAAAUUUCGAUCGGAUUGAAGGGGGUGGUUUAUUCCUUUUCUAAUCCGAUUGAGAGUGCAUGUAAACACUCGAUCGGAUUGAAAACCGAAACUGAAAGGACUGCGCAUGUGCAAUAACGCAGAAAUAGCGUAAUGUCGUAUGACGCGAGGAACCAGCCGGUCAUUCUUUUGAAUAAAGUGUUGUAUAAAUGCGUGUCCUGUCAUUAUAAAACUCUCCUUUCACUCAGAAACUUUGAAGUGGAGCAGGACAAACUCUCACCAGUCCUUGUUUCUCUCAUCCACAGGCAACCCGUUUUGUCCAUUUUUCUGCAUGAUCGAUAUGAGCAGCACUACUGCGGUUUAUAUGUAUAUUUGUCCAGAAAUGGAAAAAUAUUAAUUCUGCUGUUAAAAACAAAUAAAGAAACCGAGAGUAGUUAUUAUGUGCAAACAGUGUGAGAAACUCUAUAUUUGUGCAGUGUGCUCAUGUCCAGAAAAAAAACAAUUACGAUUUGAAGCUUGUGACAUAUAAACGCGCACAUCAACCCGAUCACUUUAUUUCAAUCGGAAUCCGAUUGAACCAAAAAUUGUGCAUGUAAAUGUAGCCACAACAGUGAAUCCUUAGAGCUGUUACUGAACUGUAAGACAUUUUGGGGUUAUGUUUAAUGUAAGUGAACCAGAAACUGUAACUGUCGAGGUUUGUGACACUUAAAGGGUUACUCCACCCCAAAAUGGAAGUUUUGUCAUUAAUCACUUACCCCCAUGUCGUUCCAAACCCGUAAAAGCUUUGUUCGUCUUCGGAACACAAUUUAAGAUAUUUUGGAUGAAAACCGGGAGGCUUAGUGACUGUCACCGACUGUUAUCUUUCCCUCACAACCAAAAACACACUUCUUUAGAGACAUUCUUCCCGAGCGAGUCCCGUGCAGUGCAGCCGAAUGAAGCGUGUUGAUGGGCGCGCUCUCGCUCUGGUCGACGAUGAGUGCACGGGCGCUUUCUUCCGGGUGAAAUGCCCAUAUAAGGAGUCCCACCGUCGUUUACGUCAGCAAGAGCCACGAUCGACAAAAAACAAACAAACAAAAAAGCUUGUACGAACCUGAAGUGAGAUUUUUUGGCACAAAAAGUUUUUUGAAACUAUGUCCAUGCUUAGCAAGAGAAUCCAACUCUAACAGUGUAAACAACUCUGAAUGCAUGAAACGGCAUUGUACCGUUAAAUAAUACAGUUAUGAAUCAGUGACACAAAAAAAUACCAAACCAAUAUUUCAACUGGCAAUAAGAACUUUUUUUUUCAAACAAGCAAAAACAUUCUCACAAUAGAUGAUUAUAUUUAUAAUGAUAUUUACAGUCAAGAUAACUAAAGUGACAGCAUGAAAUGGUAAAAAAAGAAAAAGAAAUCACUAAACGAAUCAGCGACAGAAAAAAAAAAAGCCACACCAAGUUUUCCUCCAUUACACAAAACAAUCUUUCCCAUUGCUAUCAGCUCACUGCACAGACCUGACUCAGUGAACCUAGGUAUAAGAUGUCCCUUGUCAUGUUACCUUAUUUUCUCUCCAGCUUCUUCCUCUUGUAUAUU